CGUCCACGACGUACGCGUACACGCGCGCGCGCGACAGACGCCUAUCGCCGUCGCCACACACGCACGUAAACGCGGCGACGCCGGUCAACGUUGCUGCUGCCCACGACUGACCGUGUUCUCUCCGUCGUUGUUAUACGUACGCGCGUAUCUAUACAUCGUUGUACACUGAAAUAUCGUCGCGCAGUGCUCGGAUACACGCGUGACCAUUUUUAAUACAGCGAAGCCGUCGAGAUUCUGUCUCCGAGUGUUCGGUUUACGUCGUUUGUCCCCCCUCGUUAAAAUGUCCGGUUUUUGGAGGCGUCCGUCAGGCGACCUGCCGCUGUGCGUCUCUUAACAAACUAUCUCGUCGUCGUCGCCGUCGAUCUAGCCAUAAGAGCGUCAUCGCUGUCGUCGUCGUUGUCGUCGUCGCGAUCAACGACGGCGGCGGCCGCGACGUUUGCCGUGGCCAUUACGGCGGCCGCUGCCGUGGCGUGGUACGCUUCUGACGACGGUGGCCCCUCGCCGCCGCCGCCGCCGCCGCAGACAUCGGCCGUGGCCGACACGGUGCUCGUUCAUGUCGCCAUGUGCGCGUGCCAAUUGCUCGCGUUCACGGCCGUCGUGUACGCGUUGUCCGCGUGCUGCGGCGUGCACGUCUUGGUGCGCGCGGCCACCUGCCGCGGCGGAAGGCGUAAGGCGUACCACCGCCAUCCCGGCGGCCCGCUGUCCGAACCGGUGACCGGUCGCGACUCCGAUUCCGCGGACGGCCUGCGCCACGGCGGUGACCACCCGUCGCACAUCAUCGGCGCCGACAAUCACGCGCACUACCGGCGCAGGAAGAUCAGAUCUGCCGCGCCACUGUUACAGCGGUCUGAACCACAUGAAUCAGAAUUGUUCAAAAGCGUCGCCGACAACAACCCUGAAGACUUAUUAAAAUCAUCAGACUCGGACCUGGACGAGCCGUUGGACUAUAAAGAGAAUUCCUAUUUCCCAGUCCGAGUGGGAUCCGUCAUCAACGACCGUUAUCACAUAAUAAAGAAACUAGGUUGGGGUCAUUUCUCUACCGUUUGGCUCUCUUGGGACGACGUGGCACAUAACUUUUCAGCUCUUAAGGUUGUGAAAUCUGCAGUUGAUUACACAGAAAGUGCGUUGGAUGAAAUUCGAAUGUUAAAAAGCAUUUAUCGCCAUCGAGAUUUGGAUACAAAUCGUACAAAAAUCAUUCAGUUGUUCGAUGAUUUCCGAAUAGACGGUUUGCGGGGUAUGCACGUAGUCAUGGUAUUCGAGGCAUUAGGACCCAAUCUACUUAAACUCAUCAAAAGAACCAACUACCAAGGGAUACCGUUGUAUUUGGUAAAACAUAUCAUCAGACAAGUGCUGCAAGGGCUAAAAUACCUUCACGAGACUUGUCACAUAAUUCACACAGAUAUCAAGCCUGAGAAUAUAUUGAUUUGUGCACAACACCAAUACAUAAAGCUAACAGCCGAAAACAGUUGCAAACAGAUGUCUGUACUGAGCUUACGUAACAGAAAAUGUGGAAAAAAUAACGCUGAUGAAAGAUUACAGGGUAAUUAUCGAUUAAACGGAAUUCGAUCGGAACAAUCGUUGGAUAUGGAAAGCGAGAGUUAUGCCGAAUCAAAUUGUUAUUUUAGAAAAAUUAGUAAAUUCAAAAGAUUGUAUGAAUUGUUGGAUGAUUUGGGAAGUGUUAAUAUUAAAAUAGCUGAUCUCGGUAACGCUUGUUGGGAGGAUAAUCACUACACAGAAAACAUCCAAACACGUCAAUACCGAAGUCUAGAGGUUCUUCUAGGUGCUGGAUACGGCACGCCUGCAGAUAUUUGGAGCACAGCUUGUCUGGCAUUUGAGUUGGCUACCGGUGAUUUUUUAUUCGACCCACACUCUGGGGCCACUUAUAACAAAGACGAAGACCAUAUAGCCCACAUAAUCGAGCUCUUAGGCCAAAUACCGAUGUAUGUAAUUCAAAGCGGCAAACACUCCAGCAGCUUUUUCAGGACCAACGGAAAUUUGAAGCACAUCAGUAACUUGAAACCAUGGUAUCUAUACGACGUGUUGACAGAGAAAUACGAAUGGAAUACAAAAGAAGCUAAAGCAUUCUCAUCGUUUUUAACACCGAUGUUGGACUUGGAUCAGGAUAAUCGAGCUUCCGCGACCCAAUGUCUCUUAAACCCGUGGAUGUUGGCAUAACGUAAUCGUAAUUCGAUUAUUAAUAAUUAUAUAAUUAUAUAAGUAGAUAGUUAUAGUGAAAUUUCCAUUAUUGUAUUAAACAUG
Messenger RNA from Melanaphis sacchari, 2259 nucleotides. Its product is annotated as SRSF protein kinase 1-like. Gene Ontology annotation, biological process: regulation of mRNA processing; spliceosomal complex assembly; protein phosphorylation. Gene Ontology annotation, molecular function: ATP binding; protein kinase activity. The record is from RefSeq and is a predicted model, not a curated record. Lineage: Eukaryota; Metazoa; Arthropoda; Insecta; Hemiptera; Aphididae. Bases 562 to 2175 code for a protein of 537 amino acids. The transcript has 10 exons.